Messenger RNA from Cottoperca gobio, 1482 nucleotides. It is a transcript of the gene slc38a8b, whose product is annotated as solute carrier family 38 member 8b. Gene Ontology annotation, cellular component: membrane. Gene Ontology annotation, biological process: amino acid transmembrane transport. Lineage: Eukaryota; Metazoa; Chordata; Actinopteri; Perciformes; Bovichtidae. The transcript has 10 exons. Bases 1 to 1329 code for a protein of 442 amino acids. Gene Ontology annotation, molecular function: L-amino acid transmembrane transporter activity. The record is from RefSeq and is a predicted model, not a curated record.
AUGGAGGAACUGGCCCGGGAGAGCAUCUGUCUGCUGGCCCGUUCUGCGUCUCACGCUGACCCGCCGCGGCUCGGCUCGUUCGGUGCGGUGUUCAUCAUGCUGAAGUCUGCGCUGGGAGCCGGACUGCUCAACUUCCCCUGGGCUUUCCAGAAGGCGGGGGGAGUGACUACUGCCCUCAGUGUGGAGCUGGUUUCACUGGUCUUCCUCAUCAGUGGUCUGAUCAUCCUCGGCUAUGCCUCAUCAGUCAGCAGACAGAACACGUAUCAGGACGUGGUGAGGGAGGUGUGUGGAGGAGCUGUGGGUCAACUCUGUGAAAUCUGUUUCUGCUUCAACCUCUUCAUGAUAUGUGUCGCCUUCCUGGUGGUGGUUCAGGACCAGCUGGAGAAAUUGUCUCUUUCUUUAUAUGAGACGGUGACUGGGUCCAGUGAGGGCGAGAUGCCGUAUCACUGGUACACCGAUCAACGAUUUGCCCUCUUCAUCAUGUGUGUCCUCAUCAUCCUACCCCUGUCCAUCCCAAAGGAAAUCGGCAUCCAGAAAUACACAAGUGUGUUGGGGACGCUGGCGGCAACAUAUCUGUGUGUGGCAGUGAUUGUCAAAUAUUACCUGAUGGAGAGCCACACUGCUAUAAUAACUCCAGAGCACAGCCAAGGUGUGAGUUCGUGGGCUUCAAUGUUCAGUGUCGUGCCGACCAUCUGCUUCGGCUUCCAGUGCCAUGAAGCCUGCAUUGCCAUCUACAGCAGCAUGGAGAACCAGAAGCUCUUCCACUGGGUGGUCAUCUCUGUGGUCUCCAUGUUUUUCUGUUUACUCAUCUACACUCUCACCGGUGUGUACGGCUUCAUGACGUUUGGCCGAGCGGUUGCCUCCGAUAUUUUGAUGUCAUAUCCAGGAAAUGACGUGGUCAUGAUCAUUUCCAGGCUACUUUUUGGAAUAUCAAUCAUCACCAUCUAUCCUAUUAUUCUUCUUCUGGGAAGAUCUGUCAUCCUGAACCUGAUGGUGCGGGUUCAAAGACGUCGUUGGGGAAUCGUCACUCAUUCGUUUGAGACUCGCUGCAGAGUUGUUCUCACUGUGAUCUGGAUCACCGUCACUCUUCUCAUCGCCAUGUUCGUCCCCGACAUGGGGGAGGUCAUCAGUGUCAUCGGAGGAAUCAGCGCCUUCUUCAUCUUUAUUUUUCCUGGUCUUUGCUUAGUGUUCACAAUGCAAACUGAAUCUGUGUCUCCAAGAGUCAGGGUGAUUUUAACAGUUUGGGGAGUCAUAACCAUCGUAGUUGGAGCCUUCAUCUUUGGACAGAGCACAACCAUCGCUGUCAUGGAGCUUUGCCAAAAAUUCUGAUUUUUACACCAUUAUGACCAAUAAUACAGUAUCACAGCGACUAUCACUCUAACACAGCGGUGUCAAACUCGUUUUAUUUCAGAGGCCACAUACAGCACAAUUUGAUCUCAAGUGGGCCGGACCAGUAACAUCACAGCAUAAUAACAUAUAAAU